Prunus armeniaca (apricot) is the source of this 336-nucleotide messenger RNA. The record is from the annotation of a GenBank genome assembly. NCBI's taxonomy places the organism in Eukaryota, Viridiplantae, Streptophyta, Magnoliopsida, Rosales, Rosaceae.
AUGGUGGACCGAAUCCAUGUAGACGAGGGUAGUACAUCCAAUAUCCUGCAAUUGGCAGUCAUCCAGCAGAUGGGCUUGAAGACAAAGAUCAACAAAUCAGCCAGGUCAUUGAUUGGCUUCAAUGGCACAACAACGGUUACCUUGGGCAUGAUAGAUCUCGACAUCUACUCCCCACUUGUAAUUAACUCACAAACAUUCAUGGUCAUUAAUGAAGUCUCAUCCUACAACGGCUUUUUAGGUAGACCAGGGAUCGACAAGAUCAACGCCAUCACCUCCACCACACAUCAUAAAAACCGCUAUCCAAUCCCUAGUGAGUGGUGUCGGCCAAAUCAAUAG